Molecule: messenger RNA, 2460 nt
Organism: Symbiodinium sp. CCMP2592
Lineage: Eukaryota; Dinophyceae; Suessiales; Symbiodiniaceae
Source: the annotation of a GenBank genome assembly
AUGUGUCCAGAAGAUAUUGAGGCUUGGGCUAUGCGAGCAGAGGCUUAUUCCAGGCUCGAGAAGAUCGCUAAGCCAAAGGUAACGAUUGACUCGUAUGAACGAAUGGCGGAACUGAUGCAGGCAAGCCCCGAAUCCCGUGCGAAAGUGACUCCGCAAAUGUGGAAUAACCUUGGCACGAUCAGAGCUAUGCAUGGGGAUCCAGCCCAAGCCAAAGAGGCGUAUGAUAGCGGCAUGGAGCGCAUCGAGUCCCUGCAACAGCUUGGAGAGGCUCAGGCUGGCCAUUCCGAGAAGGACCUGCGUGUGGCCGAGAUCACCAUGCGUUUCAACAAGGCCUGGCUGGCAGAAAGCCAGCCGCAGGAAGGCAACAUGAACCAGGCGGUUCAAGGGUAUUUGGCGCUGACAGAGGGUGUGAAGUGGUUUGCCGAUGCUUUCCUUCAGCUUGGAGGGCAAUGGCAGCGCGUCGGCAACAAGGAAGAGGCUUUGAGAAAUUUCAGGGAGGCGAUAAAGUACAGCCCCUUUCUGGGCAAGCUUCUCUGUUCCGAGGCACUCCGUGCAUCAGGCAAAUACGAAGAAGCGCUCAAGUGGGGUGAAAAGGCGGCAAGAUCUGCGCAAGCCAAUGAGUUUCACUAUGCCCACGUCUUUGUCGGCAAUCUCUGCUACGAGGCUUCAACUAAUCACAAGACACCACCGCCAGAGCGCGAUGCCUACUUGAAGAAGGCAAUGGACUAUUACUUGAAAGCACUGGAGCUCAAGAAGGACUGCCAGUUUGCAGCGAACGGCCUUGGCAUGGUUUUCGCAAAGCGUGGAAAGAUGGAGAUUGCCAAGGAGUUCUUCAAUUCUGUGAUGAACCACCAGGCCAUGCAAGAAAAUCCUUCGGUGUACAUAAAUCUGGGCCAUGUUUUGCUGGAAUUCGGAAGGCCUGCUGACAUCAGGAAAGCGCUGGAGUGUUACUAUGAAGCCAAGGGCAAGGAUCCUGAGGACAAGUCCGUGCGGAGUUACAUUGCACAGGCUCACUUCAUGUUGGAGGAGUUCGAAUUAGCAUCAUGCUCUCUUGCCGAAGCUGUUUACUAUCGGCCAGGCGACAUGCAGCUACGCUUCAACCAAGCGACUUGCUGGGAAGCUUGGGCCAGGCACGUCCUCUUAAAGAAACUCGAAGAAAGAACAAAGACACACGACGACAUGAUCGAAGAGGUCAAGUCAGCAAUAGGGGCCUUGGUGAGUGCCGACCGCGUGUGGAAAUCUCUCCGGUCAGAGUGGGAAAGAAAGUCCGACUCCGAACGCCGCGCUAUCGCAAGCACCACAGGCGCACCAAAGAAGUUUCUCAAGGACGAGAGCACUUUGCAAAGUUGCUUGAGUCGCUGCGUGGGGAGUUUCUUUCAGAAGAAGCAGCCGAAGCCAUGUGCCUCCAUGAUGCGGAAGGAGCUAUGCCAGCUUCGUCAACAGGCCAACCGACAGCGCUGGAUAUGUUGGGAAAGUGAUGCGACAGGUCUCGAAGUCGAGGUUGCCAUGCUGAGUGGACGAUCUUGGACAUUCAUCAUUGGCAAUACGGCCAAGGGUGUGGAGGUCAAGGAGCGACUGGCAGAACUGUCAGGGAUUCACCAGACUGAACUAUCUCUCGUUUGCAACGGUAGACAGAUCAGAGACGACGAGGUGUUGCUGCCAACUUUCUUCUCUGAACUCGCUGGCCCACCUCCGCAACUGCAGCUUCUUAGGAUAUUCAGGCCCUUCGCUUUGACUUGCAGCACAGACUGUACGCUGAAGAUGUGGGACAUGGACCGAGCAGAGUGCGUGCAAACCCUGCGAGGUCAUGGAGAUGGUGUGAUGUCGGUCGCGGUCGAUUGGAAAUCGAGAUAUGCUGUAAGCGGCGCACAUGACUGCACUCUUCGCGUGUGGGAUUUGGACCACUGCAUCUGCGUUCAAGCUUUCCAGGUGGAUGACCAUCCUGCCUUCUGUCUAGACUUCGAUCAUUCCUGCGGCCGCAUUCUCACAGGUUCAUGGGAUAAGCAAGUGAAGAUCUGGGACAGCGAGACUGGCGUAUGCCUCGGCACCUUUAAGGGCCACAGCGGCAUGGUCAAAGUCGUGAGGCUUCACUGGCCCCGUCGUCGUGCUUUGAGCGGUUCAUGUGAUGGUACGCUGAAGCUAUGGGAUCUUGGCGCAGAGUCAAGCUGCAUCCGGUCUCUGAAUGGACACCAAGACGAGGUUUGGUCCGCAGAUGUGGAUUGGUCCCGAAACACGGCUUUGAGUGGAUCCGCGGACUUUACUCUGCGCGUCUGGAAUUUGACUACUGGUGAUUGCUUGGCAACUUUGCGUGGACAUACCAACGGUGUGUCUGCCGUUUCGCUCCAGGCUAAGGAAGGCCGCGCGCUUAGCAGCUCAUGGGACAGGAGCUUGCGGCUGUGGGAUGUGAACAGACAAGAAUGUCUGGUACUGCUAGUACACGGUAGUGCGGCCUGCGCCUGA